Sus scrofa (pig) is the source of this 4316-nucleotide messenger RNA. It is a transcript of the gene PPIE, whose product is annotated as peptidylprolyl isomerase E. NCBI's taxonomy places the organism in Eukaryota, Metazoa, Chordata, Mammalia, Artiodactyla, Suidae. Gene Ontology annotation, biological process: protein folding; protein peptidyl-prolyl isomerization. The record is from RefSeq and is a predicted model, not a curated record. Gene Ontology annotation, cellular component: cytoplasm; mitochondrion. Gene Ontology annotation, molecular function: RNA binding; peptidyl-prolyl cis-trans isomerase activity; cyclosporin A binding.
CUACCAAGCGAGUGUUGUACGUGGGUGAGCAGGCGCGGGUGCUAAGUGGAGUCUGGGCGAACCUGGCCGUGAGUGGGUCGUGGCGUGGAGCUGGACAGGUCUCCGGACGCGGAGGCCGGCGAGCAGCUGUCUAGGCCGCAUCUAUGGCGGGCCGCACCCACAGCAUAUGGAGGUUCUCAGGCUAGGGGUCUAAUUGGAGCUGUUGCUACCGGCCUAUGCCACAGCCACAGCCAACAGCAACACCAGAUCCUAGUCGCGUCUGCGACCUACACCACAGCUCACGGCAACGCCAGAUCCCUAACCCACUGAGCGAGGCCAGGGAUCAAACCCACGACUUCAUGGUUCCUAGUCGGAUUAACUUCUGCUGUGCCGCAACGGGCGCUUCUGCUGUGCUGCGACAGGAACUCCCAGAUGAGAAUCUUAAAGAAGGGUGAAAGGAGUGUGCUUCGUGGACUUGCAGAGGAGGUGGAUGAUAAAGUUCUUCAUGCUGCUUUUAUCCCUUUUGGAGACAUCACAGAUAUCCAGAUUCCUCUGGAUUAUGAAACAGAAAAGCACCGAGGAUUUGCUUUUGUUGAGUUUGAGUUGGCCGAGGAUGCUGCAGCAGCUAUUGACAACAUGAAUGAAUCUGAGCUCUUUGGACGGACAAUUCGUGUCAAUUUGGCAAAACCAAUGAGGAUUAAGGAAGGCUCUUCCAGACCAGUUUGGUCCGAUGAUGACUGGUUGAAGAAGUUUUCUGGAAAGACUCUUGAAGAGAAUAAAGAAGAAGAAGGCUCAGAGCCUCCCAAAGGAGAAACCCAGGAGGGGGAGCCCACUGCCAAAAAGGCCCGGUCAAACCCCCAAGUGUACAUGGACAUCAAGAUUGGGAACAAACCAGCCGGCCGCAUCCAGAUACUCUUGCGUUCAGACGUCGUUCCCAUGACAGCAGAGAACUUCCGCUGCCUGUGCACCCACGAGAAGGGCUUUGGCUUCAAGGGCAGCAGCUUCCACCGCAUCAUCCCCCAGUUCAUGUGCCAGGGCGGCGAUUUCACCAACCACAACGGCACUGGGGGCAAGUCCAUCUAUGGGAAGAAGUUUGAUGAUGAAAACUUUAUCCUCAAGCACACGGGACCAGGCCUGCUCUCCAUGGCUAAUUCUGGCCCAAACACCAAUGGCUCCCAGUUCUUCCUGACGUGUGACAAGACAGAUUGGCUGGACGGCAAGCACGUCGUGUUCGGGGAGGUCACAGAAGGCCUGGACGUCUUGCGGCAGAUUGAGGCCCAGGGCAGCAAGGACGGGAAGCCCAAGCAGAAGGUGAUCAUCUCUGACUGUGGGGAGUACGCGUGAGGCGCCAGAGGGCUCCUGUUGGCGGCAGGCAGCAGGGCCUUGUGUCCUGGUCAGCAUGGGGCAGCUCCUCUGCAGGCACAGCCUGGCCUCCUCUGGCUCUGCCCCAGGUGUGGCUGAGGGCCUGAGUGCCACCCUUCCCUCUGGACAGCUGUGCAUGGCCUUUCCAGCCUUUGCUGCCAGGGCCUCUCCUGGGCCAGCAGUGUGACUCUUAGACAUUUUCUUCUGGUAAAAUAAAUCCUAGUUUUUGUAUUGCCGCCUCCAGCUAGUUCCUGGGAGUUAUCAGAGCUCACAUCUAAAGCUCAGUUGUCUCCCUGAGAUAGGUUGACAAAGAAGUAGGGCACAGCAUCUUCCCCACAGCUUUGCUUUCCUCCCUUGGGCUAGUCCCUGAGAGGGAGGUGAGAGAGCUUUAAGCCAGUACCCUUGUCAGACCGUUGUCAAGACCACGGAAAUCAGGGGGAAAGUUCCUGUCUUCCAGUGCCUCUACUCCCGUAUCAUAUUGCCAGUCUCACAGCCAACGGGUGUACUUCUCAGUCUCGGUGAAUCAUUUGUUUAUUUUACCUUCAUUAUACAGAUUUUUUUUUUUUUUUUUUUCUUCAGGGCCGCACCUGCGGCAUAUGGAGGUUCCCAGGCUAGGGGUCGAAUCAGCUGUAGCUGCCGGCCACAGCCACAGCAACGGAGGAUUCGAGCCGUGUCUGCAGCCUGCACCACAGCUCACGGCAACACCAGGUCCUUAACCCACUGAGCGAGGCCAGGGAUGGAACCUUCGUCCUCAUGGAUACUGGUUGGGUUCGUUAACCACUGAGCCACAACGGGAACUCCAACACAGAUGUUUGAUACUUUAUUACUCAGAGUGCCUUCUCCAUGCCCUGUACUAUACUUACUUGUGAGGGAAUGAGAGGUUAGCAAACCCCCUGAGUCUAAUCAGCCCACUGCCUAUUUUUGUGAGUCAAGUUUUACUGGAACACAGCCACACCCAUUUGUUUACAUGUUGUCUGUGGCUGCUUCCUAACUACAGUGGCAGUGUUGGUGACAGAUCGUGUGUGGUCCCUGACCAGAGCUCUCCAUAGCAACAGGACCAAUGGGAUGUGUGUCUAGGUACAUAGACUUAGUUUACAGAACUGGCUCUGCAGUUGUGGGGGCUCACAAGUCUGCCAUCUGCAGGGCAGGCCAGCACACGAGCCCCAGGGAAUAGUUGAUGUUGAAGCUUGAGUCCAAAGGCCAGCUGGUGGCAGAAUCCCUCAUCCCUCAGGUGACCCCAGUCUUUCUCUCCCACGGAUGCCCAACCAUAGUUGUGGAGGGUCAUCUGCUUUACUCCAAGUCUACUGAUUUAAAUGUCAGUCAUAUCUGAAAAAUACCUUCACAGCAAAUUCUGGACUGGUGUUUGGCUAAAAAGUAGAUACCAUGGCCUAGCCUAUUGACACAUAAAAUUAACAGCAUGGUCCCAAAGCCUAAAAUAUUUACCAUCUGAAUCUUUGCAAGAAGUUUGCUGACCACUGAUGAGACAGGUGGCCCAGCCCUGCUGAGCUCACAUUCUGGUCCCUGUGUGCAGCCACUGUCUGCUGCUCAAGCCAGGCCAGCUUCUCCUCACUCCCAUUCCAUGGACUGGUCAGCCAGGCUUUAAAGCCUGAUCUGCUGAAGGCUCUGAGCAAGGCCUGGGCCCUGCAGCCUCUGGACAGCUCCCUGUGGGAUAGAUCACUCAGAUCAUUCAGAGACGGCUGGGCUGGGCUUUUCCAUCUUGAGUAGAAAUCUGAUGCUUCAGCAGUGGCCUGUAGCGUUCAGUUCCCUAGCCCCAGAGAUCCCAGGAUAGUGCCUGCUGAGGGAUGAUGACACUCCGGCCCUCCCUGUGGCCCUCACAUGCCAGAUGGACUCCCAGCCCUCAGCUGAGCUCCCUUUGCUGCAGUUGGCUGGGUUUCUGCCUCCUCGUGCCUGCACCGUACCACAUAGUUACCCCUGGUCCUUCUGGAGCUGCCAAAAGAGGCCCCCAUCCCACCCUCGAGUGUGGACUCUGGUGGCGUUAGGACAGGCUUUAGUAAAGCAGUAUGAUAGCAGGAGCCAAGGAAGGAUGUGUGUGAAGAGCUUACUUAGCACAGCCAUCCCAAGAGGGGACCACUCCUUUGACAAUGACUUUGUUGCUUUCUGUUCUUCCCUGAUAUCCUGGGAAGGUUGAGAGCAGCCAGCAGGUUGGAAAGCUCAGCAGGUUUGGAGUCAUCCAUGCCAGUGGCCUUCCCAGUACCCUUCUGAGUGUCCGUGGGUAUUAUCUCACUGUCUUCACACCAGAACCCUGUGCAGAGGCACACCACUGCACAGGUCGCCCGGAACCACAUGGCAGAGCUGGGGUUGGAAGCUUGGCCAUCUCCCCCCACCCCCCACUGUAGUGGAGUCCUGGGGGGUUUCCUGAGCUCUAGCCUCAGUCUGCAGCAGGAUGGCCCAAAGCUUGGGGGAGAAAGUCACAGGGCCCUGCUCUGCCAGACAGGAAGGGGGGCCCAGAGCCUGGGGAGCAUCGGCCUGGUCACCUUGCUCAGCUGCUCACUGCACAGCACCGGCCUUAUUGCUUAGUAGGCUCUGGCCUGUGGGUAGUGGACCCCAGGGCUCUCUCAGGCCUUUGUUCCAGCGUCAGGCCCCAUUUGUGCUAGCUGCACAGAGGAGGAGACCUCGGUUUGUGGCCCCAGAACCGGUCCUGUGACUGCUAGUGUUUCUCGCAGCAUGUCUGCUCCAGAUGCUGCUGGAAUGAGAAAGAGAUUUUUAGUGGUGAAAACUGAAUCUUGUAGAGUUCAAGUGAUGGAAAACUAGAGAGCCGUAUUUUCAAAAAAUAUUUAUUAACAGGGAAGACUUCACCAUAUAAUAAAGUGGGAAAAGCACAUCUAAAGCUGUUCAUAUAAUACAGUAUGAUCCCCAAUUUUGCAUAAAUACCUAUGUGUGAUAUGUAAACGUGUAUUUUAUAUGUAUCCUAAGAAAAAAAGCCUAGAAAUAAAUUCACCAAAAUAUUAAGUGUA